Molecule: messenger RNA, 4907 nt
Organism: Lolium rigidum
Lineage: Eukaryota; Viridiplantae; Streptophyta; Magnoliopsida; Poales; Poaceae
Exons: 11
Coding region: 1-4443 (1480 amino acids)
Biological process (GO): nuclear-transcribed mRNA catabolic process, nonsense-mediated decay
Source: RefSeq, a predicted model, not a curated record
AUGGCAAGCCACAUAUCACUAGUUUGCAGCAUUGGCCAACACAAACUCAACCCAUUCUUCUUCGAAGAUCUGCAGGCACUUGGCAAAGAGGAUUCUCUGGUUAUGCACGUACUUCCUCAAAAGCUUAGUCUUCCAUUGCAUUCAGGACUUGCCAGCAACCAAAAGAGCCGCGCGCUCAAGACGCUUCUUGUCCUCACGCUGAAUGAUGAAAUGUGCGAUGAAUGCUCCAUUCGAUCGAUCGAUCGCUACGACAAAUCAGCAGCGGCAGCGUGCGAUGCGGAUGACAACGAGGACGGCCGAUCAGAUUCAGAUCUGCCGCCAGGCCCAGUUCUGGAGGUGUUUAAAUCUAACAAUAUGGACACAUCUGAAUCUUGUGUUAUAGCAAAGGAACUGAAGAAGCCCCCAAAUAGAUACAGUGCGCCACCCCAUCUUCCCCGUCUGGUCCAGCGUAGGGCGGCGACGCCUCCUGUCGAACACAGCCAGCAUAGGGGCCCUCCACAUCUCCCCUUUCCGCAUCCUCCCUGGGCCAGCGAGGAACUGCCCAGUCCGCGGCGGCCGGAGAAGCACCACCACGGCGUGUGGCUCGUUCUCCGCGGCGGCCUACUGCUCGCGGCCAUGGCGAUGAUCCUGGGUGACGAGCACAUCCCGAGUCCCGACCACUCAUCUUCUGGCCCGCGGAUGAGCAGCCUGCUCCCAGGACCAGCGCAUCCAGCUCCUGGGGAGAAGUCCAUCCUGCUCGGUAGUAUUUUCCCAAUGAUGCAUCUAAUGCACAUUGAUAUUCAGAAUGGGGAUCUGACACUGGAUUUAUGGGCCGAGCCCAUCGAUCAGGCUCGCAACCUCCUCAAGUCGCAGACCCACCAGCAACGCCCAAGCGGAACUAGUACUUGGCUUCUUGUGCUGCGGCAGCGCGUCGCGACCACCGCCACCUCGCCGCCGGCGAUGGAGCCGCCGUCGCCGCCUCAGGCGACCCCCUCCUCCGCCGUGCGGGUCCUAUCGCGCACCCCACCUCCCUCCACUUCCUCCUCCGGCGCGGACGCCGCCGCCUCGCCGUCCCACGACGGCGGCGUGGUCGUUGUCGGCUUCGUGGGGUGCGCGGCCCGCCUCGCCGACCGGAUCCUCGACGCCCCCGUGUUCUCCCCCGGCGGCUCGGCCAGGACCCUAGCCGGGGCCGUCAGGUACCACCGCGACGGGGAGAGGAGGAUGGUGUUCCUGCACCUCGCGGCCCCGCCCCCGCCCUCGCCGCUGGAGGCGGGACAAGGGAGCAGCGGAGGCGGGGACCUCCCGGAGCUGCUCUUCAUGUUCUCGGUUUGCCAUGUCAUAAUAUUUCUCCAAGAAGGCUUCCGGUUCAACACACAGACCUUGAAGAACUUUAGACUGCUGCAAUCCUCAAAGCAUGCACUCACACCAUUUGCGAGGUCACUAGUAGCACCAGCAACGCCACCCAAAGCUGCUCCUUCUGGCACCCCAACCCGGCCUACCCGCAGGGCUUCAGCCAGCUCCCCUCCGGCACGUCGUGGAGGUCAUUCAGGCCAUCAACCCUCAGCCAUCUCAUUGAUGUCAGGAACCGGUUCACAUCCUUCUGUGUUGCCAGGCCAAUGCAUCCCUGUUGUUCUGUUUGUCUUUGAGGAUGAUUUCAUUGAUGUUCCAAGUGCUGUAGCGAGUCUGAGUCUGGAUGAUACGGGUGACACAUCAUCAUCAAAUCAGGCUUCUAGCACUGAUGGCUUGCAAAAACAAAACCCGACUUCAAAAGGUUCUGGCUCAUUGGUUAUGCUCGCCCGCCCCACGAACAAAUCUGAUGGUAGUUUCAGCAAGAAGCUGCAUUCCUCUCUGGAAGGUCAAAUCCGUUUUUUGUUGAAGAAGUGUCGAACACUUACUGGUCUGGAGUCCGGGCAUAAUGGUCCAAGGGGUGUUGUUAAUGUGAACCAUCUUCCUUUGUUCUCACUUGAUACAUCUAGAGUUGUUGCCCUGUUGGACCGGUCAAUUAAUAAGAAACGAGAGCCAUUGGAUAUCAUUGAUGGACUUUUUGAAGACUCUUUCAGCUCCAAAGCAUCAUUGGAUGUUGCUUCAUUAGAAAAUAACUGCCAACCAACAAACCACGAAGAUUUCCAGGUAAUAAAGGAUUUUAUAUUUCGGCAGUCCGAUGGGCUUAGAGGGAGAGGGGGUUAUUCAGGCAAUGCGGCUGCUGGUUCUGUUGCUGGUGUCGGUAUGGUGGCUGCGGCAGCAGCUGCAGCAGCAGCGUCCGCAUCAGCUGGGAAGCCAGUCAGUGUUCCUGAUCUCCCUAGUUUUGAUAAAUGGUAUUCUGUUAGUGCAUCUAUUCUCUCUGGACUGAUCAGUAGAAAAAAUGGGGUCAGUAGUUCCAAAAGCACGAGUUCAUCAUCUACUCAUGCAAGUUCCAGUUUGAAGAAUGAGCAACUUUCUCCAGCAGGAUCUAGUGCUACUGAAUCUGCUUUAUCUUGCUUGGAAAGCAACAAGGGGCUUAACAUGAAAUUCUCCUCAUCUUGGUGCCAAAGGGUGCUUCCAGUUGCUAAGGAGGUGUACUUGAAAGAUUUGCCUGCCUUUUACCCAACUAGCGUUCAUGACUUGCGGCUGCAGAAAGCAUUGUGGUCCUUUCACUCAACAGUUAAAGGACCAGCUGUCAAGGUAUUCUCCAAGAAGCUAGAAGAUGAAUGCAAGAAAAUCUGGGAAGCUGGAAGGCAGCAAUGUGAUGCUGUCAGUCUUACUGGCAGGCCUUGUAAGCACCAGCGACAUGGUAAAUUAUCUUCAUCAGAAUCAGAUGCAGUGGAACAACAUUCUAGUGGAUGCGUCUUCCUUCAUGCAUGUGCCUGUGGCCGGUCACGUCGCCUUAGAGAUGAUCCUUUUGACUUUGAGACAGCCAACAUAUCAUUUAACUGUUUCUCUAAUUGUGAAGAUCUAUUGCCUACCCUUGUGCUACCGAGGGGGGUUGAUACCAGUUCAUUUCCGGUAUCCUUUUGGCGCUUGGUGCGACUGGGAGGAGCAAGAUAUUACAAGUCAACAAAAGGGUUGCUCCAAGCUGGAUUUUGCUCGAAGGACAAAUAUCUUUUAAGGUGGACAAUAUCUCUUGGCAAAGGACAAGUGAAAAAUAGCUCCCAUGCUACCAUUAAAUCUUCCUCCCUGACAUCUAAUGUGAACUCCCAGACUCCACAUGUUGCUUCUAGAGAAGUAAAGUCCAUUCCAGCCCAAGUCACAUCAGAGGUUAAAACUGCAAAGCUUGAAAAUUCCAGAAAACAAUCUGAACUGCAAUCAGCGAACAACUCUGCUAUUAUUUUUGGUAAAGGUGUUCCAAAUUUUACUAUGAAGAAACCAUUUGCUGAAGUUGUUGCAGGCAGCACAACUAAAGAUUCAGAGUUUCCUGCUCUCCAGCUGAAGAGACCACCAAAGCCUGUUAGCCGAAAAGAUGAACGGCAAAUGAGCGUAGCGGAACAGAAUAAUGGCCAAAGUAAUGCAACUCUCAGUCAAGGAUCUAUAGCUGAAAAUGAUUCGGAGAAGAUGACCAGAAAUAUUAGUGAAAGUGCUGAUGGCAAGCCCUUUCUGCAGAUCGGGAGCAACAUAGUGCCAGUGAUUGUUGGCAAUGAGACUAAAGAAGCUACUGAAGCCAUACAACAGUUUGUAGUAUAUGUCGGAUUUGAGUACGAGUGUUCAUAUGGUCAUCGUUUCUUACUUACAGAGAAAUAUCUCAAAGAGAUGGAUUCACCUUGUUUGCAGGAUGAAAGAUCUUAUCAAAACAAUGAAGCGGAAAGUAAGCACAGUUCACAAAAGUUGCUCCCAAAUGCAUCUAAGUUAACACCAGUGGUAAAUGGAAACAAUGGGCGGAAAGCCAAUAGACCAGUGGAGUCAUCAGGGAGAAAUAGCAGGCAGCAAUUGCUUCAGCCUUGCGUAGAUGGAGAGAGCACGCGGCCUGGUCAUAUUCCUUCAGAUCCACGUAAUGUAUCAAAGGGAGAUCUUUCUCUUCAAUACAUUACAGCUGAUGAUGGUGGAGAAGCAUAUUCGCUUUUGAACAGAAAUCUUCCGAUAUAUAUGCACUGCCCACAUUGCAAGAGCACAGAUGGGAAGGGACAUCAAGAUGUAAAGAUUGCUAGUGCUGUGUCACAACUUCAACGAAUUUUUAUUGUUACACCUGAUUUCCCUGUUCUGUUGGCUAGCUGCCCACUUGUACAGUUUGAGAGGUCAUGUUUACCACCGAAUGUAUCUGAUCGUGAUCAACAAGGAUUGUUCAGUCUUGGAUGUCGAGUUGUCCUUCCACCCGAGAGCUUUCUUACCAUGAGGCUUCCAUUUGUGUACGGUUCUGAGACAAGAGAUGGAAGUAGAUUUCCCCUGAAACACCUCGAGCAACAACCAGAGCUCACAGCCUGGCUUGUUGGGGGCACAGCUCUGCAAAUCGUAUCAGCAGGACACGCUACUGAGAAAAAAGCCGACAUUUCGUGAUAAACUUGGGAUCUAAAGGUUUAAUGAUUCAGGCAUACUCUGUUCACAUUCCGAAUGUGCAAUAGCCAACAGUAUGUAUCCUGCACUCAAGGCAUUGGAUUCUUGGGUUGCUUGCCACUGUAAGUCGCAACACGAUUCCUGUCAGUGGUGUUUUGCUUCUGCUCCUGGAUUUUAUGCCGCCAAGCUGUUGAUAUAGCUACUGCAAGAAUACUGCACAAGUGAUGCACGUGUAGAGCCAGAGAUACAGGCAACUGGACAUCGUCUAUAGUAGGUAAAGUUUAACUGAUGAUUUAGGAUAUGUUUUGUUUAGAUCCCCAGCCUACAGAUGAACCAAAUCCCGCGGCCUAUUACCUUGUCGUUGAAACUCUUGGUCUCAUGAAUUAUCAGUUUAGCCUCAUAACAUAUUCACUUUGUAUCUGUAAAGCAAGGAAAUGGCGGUCUCUAAAUGAUGUGUUACACAGAAA